CUAAAUUAUUAGUGUCUUCCGUGGAUCCACCAAAAGCUGUUCAUUUGCUAUUGAAAGGUACAUCGCGUUUUUAUCGCCUCACCUAUUUAUGUAUGUCUUCCGAUCCGAUGGAUGAUAAGCAAGCGAUUGGGAAAAUGAGUAAACGGCGGAAACCUUCAUUUGAUGAUGCAGCGACCAAACGUUGGAGUAAAACGCCCCGCCAGCUGCCACUCGGCAGCGCAAGAACGACUGAUAUUAACAUGUUACUCGUGAUAGCCUUCCUGGUCGUCAUCGCUACAACCAGUACAGAUGCUUCCAACUACUUUGACACUCAAGGACCUAAUUUCUCGCAUGAGCCGCCAUCGCGCAUCGAAUUCACCAACAAUGCCGGCAGCAUUGCCGAUUGCAUAGCACAUGGCAAUCCGCCGCCAAAUGUCGAAUGGCUGGACAAGGACAAUAAUCCCAUCACCUCGAUAUCAAAGUUGUAAAUCAACGUUACGAACCGGAAGUGCAAAAUCCAGGAGGUUUUAUUGGCAGCAAUGUGUUAAUUAAAUGUAAUAUACCGUCGUUUGUUAAGGAGUAUGUAACGGUAACAUCAUGGCUGCAGGAACCAAAUUUCAAUAUAUACCCAUCGCUAGAAGGAGAUGGGAAAAAUCAUAUGCUACCGACCGGCGAACUUCUGGUGUACAACAUCACUCGCACCGAUGCGCACAAAGUUUAUCGCUGCCGCACCCAUCACAAGUUGACGCAGGACUCCGUUGUGAGCAGCAAUAUGGGCAAAAUUCAAUUGACUGCUGGCAUACGAAACGACCAAACAACGAGGAGUCCAUCCAACAUUUGCUGGCGACAGGUCGUGCAAAAAUCAAGGAAGGCACGCUAAUUAUAACCGCAGUCGAUCGGUCCGACAGCGGAGCCUUCUUCUGCACUGCCACCAACUCGGAGGGCAGCGAAACUUUGGAAGUACAAAUUGCCGUUACAUCACCGCUCACUGCCAGCAUCCAACCCACCGUGCAAACAGUGAAUCUGGGCAAAACCGCAAACUUGAUUUGCAGCAUUUCGGGCUUCCCAAAACAGAGUGUUCUUUGGCUGAAGGAUGGGCAGCCACUGCGUUCUGGCGCGCGCGUUCGUCUACUCUCCACAGAGCACAUACGCAUUACGUCCAUUACGAAGGAGGACAAGGGGAUGUAUCAGUGUAUUGUGAAAAAUGAUUUGGAGUCGGCCCAAGCCACAGCGGAAUUGCGACUAGGAGAGGUGGCACCACAACUAAUCUACAAAUUCAUCGAACAGACCAUUCAACCCGGACCGUCAGUUUCGCUGAAGUGCAGCGCCAGUGGCAAUCCAACACCGAAAAUUGUCUGGCACUUGGAUGGAUUUCCGCUACCAAAUGUGAGUAUGGCAACCCUACUCAUAUAUUUAAUCUAUAUCAUUAUGUAUAACUAAUAAAUUUAUUAUUAA
This is a messenger RNA of Bactrocera dorsalis (oriental fruit fly), 1434 nucleotides long. RefSeq names its product Down syndrome cell adhesion molecule-like protein Dscam2. The record is from RefSeq and is a predicted model, not a curated record. Gene Ontology annotation, biological process: homophilic cell-cell adhesion; dendrite self-avoidance; axon guidance. The coding region runs from base 577 to 1419 and encodes 280 amino acids. Gene Ontology annotation, cellular component: axon; plasma membrane. Lineage: Eukaryota; Metazoa; Arthropoda; Insecta; Diptera; Tephritidae. The transcript has 7 exons. Gene Ontology annotation, molecular function: cell-cell adhesion mediator activity.